Colletotrichum lupini is the source of this 576-nucleotide messenger RNA. RefSeq lists its product as uncharacterized. The transcript is spliced from 2 exons. The record is from RefSeq and is a predicted model, not a curated record. Bases 1 to 576 code for a protein of 191 amino acids. NCBI's taxonomy places the organism in Eukaryota, Fungi, Ascomycota, Sordariomycetes, Glomerellales, Glomerellaceae.
AUGUCCACCCCGGCCAGGGAUACAUUCACUUCUCGCAGCUACAAGCUUGCAGGCCACUUCUACACUCCUGUUAUCGAUUCUCCCGCUCUUUCUGGAGCAGCUGUCGUCAUUGCCCACCCUUGGACCUCAGUCAAAGAACACUCCCCUACCCACUACGCUCGUGUCCUUUCUCAGGCCGGCUUCUAUAGCCUCGCCUUUGACGCGAGGGUUGAGGAUAUCAAGUCGGCGGUCACGUACCUCUUUAGCCGCGAUGAAAACGACUCUGAGAAAAUCGGCGUUCUAGGAAUCUGCGCACCAGGCGGUUACUUCUCCUUCGCAGCACAAACCGAUCUCCAGACCAAGGCUGUCGCAAUCUCUGCCGGCGUUUGCUCGGGCACAAUGGCGCGCCGCGGUCUCGACAAGGACGGGUCCAACCUUGAUAUCCUCCGCACCCAGCUCGAGGCCGCUGCGAGAGACCGCAAUAGCGACGUUACGGGAGAGAAGGUUGACAUUAUCCACAUUUUACCCGAUGAGUUCGACCCGGCCACCGCCCCUACCGAAAUGCCCGAGUCUUUCCGCGACCUGGCUUCGUACUAA